Messenger RNA from Amphibalanus amphitrite, 2083 nucleotides. Its product is annotated as protein phosphatase 1 regulatory subunit 27-like. The transcript is spliced from 4 exons. NCBI's taxonomy places the organism in Eukaryota, Metazoa, Arthropoda, Thecostraca, Balanomorpha, Balanidae. The record is from RefSeq and is a predicted model, not a curated record. Bases 736 to 1269 code for a protein of 177 amino acids. Gene Ontology annotation, cellular component: cytoplasm. Gene Ontology annotation, molecular function: enzyme inhibitor activity; phosphatase regulator activity; protein binding.
GGCGGGCGGCGGGCGGUAGCUGGCAGAAGUCAGUGUCGGGUCGGCAGCUGCGCCGGGCGCCAGUGAGCCGGCUGGCCGCCGCGUGGUGCUGGCGUGGGCCUGUGGUGCUGGUGCGAGCCGUGGUGCUGGUGCAGAGCCGUGGUGCAGCCUAAGCCCCAGACUGUCAGUGGUGGAGUGGUGUGGGACUCCAGCCCGCGGGUGCUGGGAGACUCUGUGUAGGACAGGACGGUCUGCUUCAGAUUCAGGACGGCGGGACUUCAGGUCUGACUGGGGACUGGAAACAGCCCGAGUCAGGAUACACCUGUCCUGCACUGAAAAUCACCGCCGACUGUCCCAGCCGACUUCCUCGAACUUAUAUCGGCACCCGCCGCCACGGACGACAUAUGAUCAGCACGAGUCGCCUGCGUCAAUCCUGACUGUAGCAUCACCAGCCGUACCAGUACCAGUAUUCAGACCAAUAUCAGACUAGUCUAUCCUUCUCAGGCUUCCCGUUUCUUGACUAUCAGCCGUGCCGCUUGCCAGCCUGACGUAUGAAACGCAGCUUGUGCUGCCCAAAUACUGCAUCCUUUUCUCAGCUAUGCUAGCAUGGCAUCAGCUGAACUAGCUCAUGAAUUGCCCUAACCAAGUACCAGUAGACAGCCUGUCCUAACUGGCACCUGCUCUGGCCUAAACUCAAGCCUAUCCUGACCUGACCUGACCUGACCUGAUCCGACUGUCCUCCCCCAGCCGGCCACCAUGAGCCGGAGAGCGAGUCUGUUCGCGCGCCAGAACCCCGGCCGGCGGCGGGUGCGCUUCCCCGACGAGGUGGUUUUCGACGAGAGCGUCAAGGAGAACGACGCCGACGCCGUGGUCAGCAUGCUGCGCCGAGCCAGCGUCGAUAUCGAUGUCAACAGGAUCAACUCGGCAGGUCUGACGGCGCUGCACCAGGCGGCGCUGGACGGCAACCUGCCCGUGGUCAGGAUCCUCACCCGGUUCGGAGCAGACCUCAACUGUCGAGACACCGACUCUUGGACGCCUCUGCACGCCGCCUGCUCCAUGGGGCACCACCACGUGGCCAGGUACCUGCUGGAGAGCGGCGCCGACCCGACUUUGCUGACCGAGGACGGUGAGCGGCCGCUGGACCUGGUGGACCCCUCCGACCUGGCCACCGUGGCCGUUAUGCUGCAGCCUCCCCUCGUCGGACACAGUGCAGAGGAAGAGGAGGAGGAGGAAGAAGACGAUGAAGAUGAUAACAGUGAUCACUCAGACGACCAUGUGGAUAACGGCUGAUGUGUGCGGUGGAGGUGGGAUGGACCGGGUGUGAAGUCACAGUAGCUUGUUACCGAUUUGUGUUGUCCGCAGCACCACACCGAGUCAGUGAGGGUUUAGUGAUGCUGCGCGCUUGGCCGGGAGUUAUGGACCUUGCUGGGUGUGAGCAGCCGUGUACGGUGGUGACCGUGAUCUGAAGAGCAGUCCUGGUCUGGCAGCCGUGUUUGUGUUUGAAUAGUCAGUGCUAAUCGGUGUAGCAUUCUCGCGAGCUUGGUUAGACGAGUGCUGGCCCACUGCAGAAGCCGGCAGGGUCAGUCAGGGGGAGGGAUCGUCUUUUGGCCGGUGAAGCCCGCAGUGCAAGGCUGUCAAAUCGAGGUCAACUAAAGCUGGCAGUGGAUCAGGGCCUCGUAACGCCCUUGUCUUGGUUCGGAAUUGACGAUGUUUGCAAAAUUAGGGUCAUUUUCGACGUGCGCUCAGUGAAGACUGUGGGCAACCGAAGGCACUGCGUGUGAGCAUUAUUGUGAACUGAAAUGUCGCGACGUCAUUGUGCUUGUGCUUUCGAAGGCACCAUGGAUGACCGGCGGGCCCGAGUCAUGAGUAGAUAGACGUGCUGUGUUAUGUCGUACGUGGCAACUUCUCAGUUCCCAGCAACAAGUCAUGCCUCUAAUUUGGGUGUUCGCGCAAGUCGCAGUUUUUGUUCCCUUCCUCAAAAGCAGACAUUAUUUUUGCUGUCUAACUUCAGCAUGCCUGCCUUGAAUUGAGACUCAAAAGUUAGAAGAAUGGUUUAUUUGUCGUGUUUGCAUCCUCUGCACAAUAUAUGUCAUUUCACAAGUGA